Messenger RNA from Coniophora puteana RWD-64-598 SS2, 210 nucleotides. RefSeq lists its product as uncharacterized. Lineage: Eukaryota; Fungi; Basidiomycota; Agaricomycetes; Boletales; Coniophoraceae. The transcript has a single exon. The record is from RefSeq and is a predicted model, not a curated record. The coding region runs from base 1 to 210 and encodes 69 amino acids.
AUGCCGUGUGCAUGCCCCAGUGAACUCUAUUCGAGCAUCAUGCAUCAUGCAUCGUGCAUCGUGCUCAAAUUACCACCUUCUCAACGUUCCAACGCGUAUCCGGGACCCAUCCUGCCUCUCUGGGUGUCCCUCGUGAACGUUCAACGCUUCGCGAAUUCAAUGCCUUGCACAAGCGCUGAGAAACGAGCUGUCCAUUGCGGUGCCCGUUGA